Paramisgurnus dabryanus is the source of this 4640-nucleotide messenger RNA. RefSeq names its product zinc fingers and homeoboxes 2a (gene zhx2a). Gene Ontology annotation, cellular component: nucleus. Lineage: Eukaryota; Metazoa; Chordata; Actinopteri; Cypriniformes; Cobitidae. The record is from RefSeq and is a predicted model, not a curated record. Gene Ontology annotation, molecular function: DNA binding; DNA-binding transcription factor activity, RNA polymerase II-specific. Gene Ontology annotation, biological process: regulation of transcription by RNA polymerase II.
UUCGCUUAACUUUGUUUGUCUUUAGCAUAUUGUGCAAAGCGAAUCACUUGAAUAACCGCAAUAACCUGACCCGAUAACCUCGGAUUUAUUGUUACCAAUGCCGUGAUUUUGUGUGGCUUGGGGAAAGUUUUUCGGAAUUGGUAAAGUUAAGGGGGAAUAGGCGCGAGAACAUGUCUACUUCUCUGAUGUCGAAAUAACCAGCAAAAUAUGGCUACCAAUGUCGACAUGGCGUUACGUCGGUCCAAGUAAUUUUAUUGGACUCCGUUUCGUCUCAGUGAAUCCCUCUCUUUCAAUGUAUACAACAAUCGUUAUUGCAAUUCUAACUAUGAUAUAUUAAUGCAUGCAGUUGUACGAAGUGAGCAUGGCACGCAACUACUUUGAUUUCGGGUUGGUGUCGUAUGAUGUAGGCAGUGGUGACGCCUUCCACGACCAUACUGCAUGCACACGCAUCAGACGCGAGCCACAUUGCAGCACUGUGUUCACAUCUGUGUUAUAGUUACCAAAAUUGUCGCAUCCACACUAUGAGAGAAUCACUGCAGCAUUUACCUCUAGACCCUCUACCUUUAUAUAAUGUAAAUUUCUAAAAUAACUUAUUUAACAUAACAUAGGAAUUGCAUUUUGAGUUGUUAAAAUCGUACAGUAGAAUAAACCACCAACAUUUCGUUCAGUCUUAACAGUAGUGAUUUUUUUUAUAGUACAUCUUAUGUGAUUCUGAUGUGCAAAACUAACCGCAUACACUUUAUGUUUGUUAAUUGUCAUUCACAUUCAUUUUUUAAACACCAAAUGCUGUCUCUAAGUAUGUGCAGACCGGAUUUUAGAUCAGAUUUCCUAUGAACAGGUUACUGGCAACUCCGUUUGGGAAUAUUUCCCCUGUGAGCUUUGAUUGGAUAUUGCCUAGCAGUUUCACUGAAGCAGAAGGAUUUCUUGAGUUUUUAUUUUAAGUCAAAUCCAUAGGACAAACUAUUAUUAUUUUAGAUCUUUUAGAUUUUUAUCAUGUUUCUGUGUCCUCAUAUUAGCCUACUUGGAUAAUAUGCAUGUAUCUGUACAGUAUAAUAUGGUCCAUUUCACCCAAUGCUCCUAGUAUGUCAUGUGCAGCCUGCAUAAUAAGAGGUUUUGUUUGUUAGAUUAUAGCAUAUGGUCAAAGGACAAGAUAGCACAUUUUAUUGUGCCUGUCCAAAACACUUAUAUUUAUCUCCAAUCUUAAACAAGUUUCUUUGCCCAAUGACCAAGCAGAACAACAGUACAUUAUAGUGUUUAUUAAACAUAGCAGAUUUUUGGCUUAACUGAUAUAUAGAAAGGUUUAGAUUCAAAUAAAAUAUUUUAUUAGAUGUGCUUUUUCAAGUGUUUAACAAGUGUCGUCCUCACUAAAUUUAAACUAAACCACUGGCAUGUGGAUACAGUUUUGAGUUGAUUUGGGACUAAUGCCAUUUUGAUAAAACUAUUCGUGCCCAGCCUGGCAAACAUAUACUUGACGAUCCUUAACAUUCACCUUAAAAAUGUGUAUUAAGGAUAGGCAGACUUGUCUUGUUACAAUGGUUUUCUGCAUAGAGUCAAGAUGGAGGUAACUGAUACGAAGUAGUGACACAAUGUCAGAAGUAAAACUCAAGACCACAACUAUGCCUGACUAGCUUUGGCACAAAAUGUGGUUUGUGCCAGGUGACUGGCUGGAUUCAAAAUGGCUGCCUGCGUUCAUGAGGAGCUGACGUCUUUGAGGAGGUGGUUGUUGCUGCCUGUGCCUCAUAGCUCGGGCUGUUGGUGACUAAGCCGACAGUCGCUGAUGUCACAGCCGUGGGCUGGGCUACCAUGAAAGCUGUGUUUUCUCUGUCGCUGGUGGUGGUCAUGACUCUGAAAGCAGAGCCUCUUUGUCAGGGAGCCUGGCCUCGCAUCGGUGCCGGGUUAUUUGUUAGUCAUCCCUCUGUGUUCAUGUCCUGGAAAAGAUGUGCGAUACUACUAAGUUUUGGUGAAGAAAAACAACCAUUGAAUGAGAAUAGGAAAACUUUCCACACAGGACCUGGACGUCACAGACAUUGUAUGCCUGAGAAGGAGACCAUCUCUGACAGACAGUGUGGUCUGGGAUGAAGUCUCAUGAAGCCUUCCAUUGGAGCUGACAUUCACAGUCAGCGAAAUCAUCAUUUACUGAUCCACCCGUUUAAGACCUGCGCAUUGCCCAUUAACAAAGCCCCCCCGCACUGCACUGUCCUACUUCCUGACCAUGGCUAGUCGAAGAAAGUCGUCAACGCCCUGCAUGAUCCGACCAGAUGACUUGGUUGCAGCAGACGAUGCAGAUGACAUGGACUCCUGUGUAGACAGUACAGAGGAGAAUGGAUCAUGUCAUGUGUCUUCUACUGAGGAAUGGACAGACAGGAAGAGUUCUGUGAACUCAAUGCAGGACACAACAGAGCUGGAAAAACCAGAGGUGAAAACUCAACCUCAAAAGAAAAUCCAGGGUGGCUACGAGUGCAAAUACUGUCCGUUUUCCACACAAAAUCUCAACGAGUUCAAAGAGCAUGUUGAUUCCAAUCACCCAAACGUUAUACUUAACCCACUGUACUUGUGUGCGGUGUGCAACUUCAACACAAAAAAGUUUGAUUCUUUGACAGAACACAAUGAGAAAUGCCAUCCUGGGGAGAGCAACUUCAAGUUUAAGAGGAUUAAACUCAACAAUCAGACCAUUCUGGAACAGACAAUCGAAGGUUCAAACUGUGCAAUCAUCUACGAUGCCACCAGCCUUCAACAAGGAGAGGACUUCAGUUCUUUUCCUCUAAGCAAAUCCACAACGGUCAAAAUGGGAAAGCCAAAAGCAGACAGUAUUCGGUUGCCAGGAGAGGGUCAGUUGGACAGACUCACUCCAGAGCUACCUAAAAAGCAAAUUACCGCAGUGAAUGUGAAUGGGACCGUGAUUAUCCCAGAUGCAACUCUUAAAGACGGCCUUUCUCAUAUCAUGCCAUCCCUGCAACGACCACCUAACUAUAAUUUUGUACCAAAAAUUGCUGUCCCCCUAAACACUUCAAAAUACAACCCAUCAUUGGAUGGCAACCUGACCCUCAUCACCUCCUUUAACAAGUUUCCCUACCCUACCCAAGCUGAGCUCUCAUGGCUCACUGCAGCCUCUAAACAUCCAGAAGAACAAAUUAAAGUGUGGUUCACUACCCAAAGGCUAAAACAAGGGAUCAGCUGGUCUCCAGAGGAAGUCGAGGAAGCAAGAAAGAAAAUGUUCAAUGGGACAAUUCAGCCUGUUCAACAGGCGUUCACUGUCUUGCCUGCUCAUUUAACUCAGUCGACUAAAGUUUCACAGUCCCUUAUCCAGACUGUCCCUUGCCAUGUUCUUGGACAAUCCAGCCUAGUUUUGGCACCCGUUGCCAAUGGCUCCACUGCAACUGCUACUUCUCUUGCACUAACAGUUACAAAUCAAAUAGCACAGGGUGUCAAGAGACCCCACACAACACCACUGGUUGCCUCGGAGGUCAAGAGGCCUUCAAUAAUCCAAUCCGUUCAGAGCACUCCCAAGUCUGUCUCUCCAACACCAAGCCUUUCUUCGGAUUGCGAGAAAACCCCCGAUCAGAUCAGAGAACUGACCGGCAGCUAUGCUCGGUGCCAGUUUCCUGAUGAUGAAGAAGUGUAUCGUCUCAUUGAGAUGACUGGCCUCUCCUGGGGAGAGAUCAAAAAAUGGUUCAGUGAUCAGCGUCAUGGAAAUCUUAAGGCAGUGCAACAGAUUAAAACAGACAUCUCGUCGAGGGAGAACCAACCUCACAAGCCUGUCGCCACACAGUUUCCACUUCUAGAGAGAGUAAAAGGCAAAUCUUCAGAGCAAAUGAAAAAGUUAGAAGAAAGUUUCCAAAGGACUAGCUUUCCAACACAGGCUGAGAUUGACCACCUUGUGGCUGACACCAGGCUCUCCAAAACCGAAAUAGAUUGCUGGUUUACGGAUCGACGUGCACUACGAGACAACCUGGAGCAAGCCCUGCUCAACUCGAUGGGAUCAAAAAGACUCGAGCAUCAUCUUCAAAGGGGCACCCUGAACGGAGUCCAUGAACAGGACAACCGAGUCAGGGACUCGCCUCUUCCCAUUCUCACGUCACCUCUGUGUCCAGAGGCUAUUGACGGCAAGUCUCUCGGCCUUCUUAAAGAUAUGUUUGCACAAACCCAGUGGCCCUCACCGGACGAGUACAUCCAACUAGAAAAUCAAACAGGGCUAGCUCGUACAGAAAUCGUUCGCUGGUUCAAGGACAACAGAUCUGCUCUAAAGAGCGGAACCUUGGAUUGGAUGGAGCAAUUUCAAAACCUUAGCAACAAAAGACAGAAUGGCCAGAAUAGCACGGUGAUCUCAGAACAAGCCCAGAGUGUUCUACAAAGGCAUUUUCAGGAGGCGAAGCUACAAAAGGGGGAGGGUGUUGAGAAGCUAGCAGAGCAGUCAAAACUAACCAACCAGGACAUAGUUGAAUGGUUCACCAGCAAGCUGGGCCACAACAUGCCGGACAUCAGCAAAAACAAGGACCAACAUGGACAAGCAAGUGUAGACAGUAGGAGGUGGGGUUCCUUGGCACCUGACACUGAUAGCAAAGACUUUGAUGGACAGAAGGUAGCACGAGACCUUGAAGUCUUGUCUGCUGAGCACCGAGUGACGGGAUGAAGUGAUAAAG